Medicago truncatula (barrel medic) is the source of this 1264-nucleotide messenger RNA. Its product is annotated as metalloendoproteinase 2-MMP. Gene Ontology annotation, biological process: extracellular matrix organization; proteolysis; collagen catabolic process. Gene Ontology annotation, molecular function: zinc ion binding; metalloendopeptidase activity. NCBI's taxonomy places the organism in Eukaryota, Viridiplantae, Streptophyta, Magnoliopsida, Fabales, Fabaceae. The record is from RefSeq and is a predicted model, not a curated record. The coding region runs from base 61 to 1182 and encodes 373 amino acids. The transcript has a single exon. Gene Ontology annotation, cellular component: extracellular matrix.
UCACUCUUCCGCUUUGAAUUUGAGUUACAUUUCUCAAUUCUCUCACCAAACCAAACAAACAUGAAAAAACAACAACUUAUCUUCCCUCUCACAAUUUCAUUCUCUCUCACUCUCCUCAUUGUUUCAGCUCGUCUAUUUCCCGACGUCCCCUCUUGGAUACCUCCCGGCACUCUCCCGGUAGGCCCGUGGGAUGCCUUUCGCAAUUUCACCGGCUGCCGUCAAGGCGAAAACUACAACGGCCUCUCUAAUUUAAAGAACUAUUUCCAACACUUCGGUUACAUUCCCCGCUCGCCAAAAUCAAAUUUCUCCGAUGACUUCGACGAUGAUCUCCAAGAAGCAAUUAAAACCUACCAGAAGAAUUUUAAUCUCAAUGUAACCGGUGAGCUCGACGACAUGACUCUCCGGCAGGUCAUGCUACCACGUUGCGGCGUAGCGGAUAUUAUUAACGGUACAACUACCAUGAACGCCGGCAAGGACACAGAAACAACGUCAAACAGUGACAGCAAGCUAAGGUUCCAUACAGUAUCACACUUCACCGUGUUUCCCGGUCAACCAAGGUGGCCGGAGGGAAAGCAGGAACUAACCUACGCGUUCUUCCCCGGUAACGAACUUACAGAAACCGUGAAAAGCGUCUUCGCAACAGCGUUUGCACGAUGGUCGGAGGUCACCACGCUGAAAUUCACCGAAACAACGUUAUAUUCCGGCGCUGAUAUUAAGAUCGGAUUCUUCAACGGCGACCAUGGAGACGGCGAGCCGUUUGACGGAAGCUUGGGAACGCUAGCGCAUGCUUUCUCUCCAAGGAACGGGAGGUUUCACCUUGACGCUGCAGAGGACUGGGUAGUUUCCGGCGAUGUGUCGAAGUCGUCGUUACCAACUGCGGUUGAUUUAGAAUCAGUGGCGGUGCAUGAGAUUGGGCACUUGUUAGGAUUAGGUCACUCAUCGGAGGAGGAAGCGAUAAUGUUUCCGACGAUAUCGUCACGGAUGAAGAAAGUAGUGCUGGCUGACGAUGAUGUAAGGGGAAUUCAAUAUUUAUAUGGUACUAACCCUAGUUUCAAUGGCUCCACCGUCAUAUCGUCACCGGAGAGGAAUAUCGGCAACGGUGGUUGCAGCCUCACUUCUUUGUGGUCCCCGUGGAGACUUUUCUCUCUGUUGACUUUUGUAUUAUCACAUUUCUUGCUAUAGGAAUUGUUUUUUGUUUGAAAGAUUCAUAUUAUAGGAUUUGUUUAUUUACAUUUAUGUAUAUAAAUUUUGCAUAUAAUAUUUA